Molecule: messenger RNA, 1395 nt
Organism: Alternaria atra
Lineage: Eukaryota; Fungi; Ascomycota; Dothideomycetes; Pleosporales; Pleosporaceae
Exons: 1
Coding region: 1-1395 (464 amino acids)
Biological process (GO): L-ornithine biosynthetic process; L-arginine biosynthetic process
Cellular component (GO): mitochondrial matrix
Molecular function (GO): L-glutamate N-acetyltransferase activity, acting on acetyl-CoA as donor; L-glutamate N-acetyltransferase activity, acting on acetyl-L-ornithine as donor
Source: RefSeq, a predicted model, not a curated record
AUGUCCCUCACACGCACCAACCCACGCUUUCUUACCCGUACAAACCGCAUCUUCACCUCGCAAAUACGAACAUAUGCUGCGCCAGGUGACGGCGUGAUCCCACCUGCGAAGAAGAAGUAUGUACCGACUUCGGGCACAUACCCGCUCGGGUUCAAGGCUGGAAGUGCCCAUGUUGGUGUCAAGGCUUCCAAUACCCGCUUCGACGAUCUUGCCCUCAUCGCAUCCGAUACACCAUGCGCAGGAGCAGCCGUCUUCACGACAAACAAAUUUCAGGCAGCUCCAGUUACAGUUAGCAGGGAUAUGCUGAAAAAGAGGAAGGGCGAGGGAAUUAGGGCUGUGGUGGUAAACUCUGGAUGCGCCAAUGCCGUGACGGGACGAGGAGGUAUCGAGGAUGCUAUAUCCAUGGGCAAAGAGACCGACAAGUGCUUCAUACAAGACAAGAACGGUCAAGAUGACCUGAAAGGAAGCCGAAGCAUUGUCAUGAGUACCGGUGUCAUUGGCCAACGUCUGCCCAUUGACAAAAUCACAUCAAAGAUACCGACUGCAUACUACAAUCUCGGAGAUACGCACGAACACUGGCUAGGCACCGCACGCGCAAUUUGUACGACUGACACGUUCCCCAAGCUCGUCUCAAAGACAUUUACCCUACCAAGCACCCAACAAGAAUAUCACAUUGCGGGUAUGACUAAAGGCGCAGGCAUGAUCCAUCCCAACAUGGCCACUCUUCUAGGCAUAAUAUGCACAGACGCGCCCGUCGCCCCUUACCCACUCCGUCAAGCGCUCGUCUCCGCCAUCGGAAAAUCUUUUAACAGCAUAUCCAUCGACGGCGACACGUCUACCAACGACACAGUAGCUAUUCUAGCCAACGGUGCCGCGGGUGGACAGCCCAUCAACUCCGCUGAUUCUCCAGACUUUGCCGCUUUCCAAAAAGUCCUCACAGAUUUUUCGAUUGACCUGGCGAAGCUAGUCGUCAGAGACGGAGAAGGUGCAACCAAGUUUGUUACUAUCAAGGUGACAAAUGCCGCGUCCUACAAGGAUGCACACCGCGUAGCUUCCACUAUCGCACGCUCACCGCUCGUCAAGACAGCCUUGUACGGAAAGGACGCAAACUGGGGCCGUAUCCUGUGCGCGACGGGCUACGCAGAAGGUGUCGACUCCGUUGUUCCCGAAGAGACAAGCGUAAGCUUUGUACCCACGGACGGUAGUGAGGAGUUAAAGCUGCUUGUCAAGGGUGAGCCGGAGCUGGUCGAUGAGAACAGGGCAGCCAAGAUCCUAGAGGCAGAAGAUUUGGAGAUUAAAGUUAGGCUGAGCGAAAAGGAAGGAGAGGAAGCUGUCUUUUGGACAUGUGAUUUCAGUCAUGAAUACGUCACUAUCAAUGGUGAUUACCGGACAUGA